Brugia malayi is the source of this 993-nucleotide messenger RNA. Its product is annotated as Casein kinase I C03C10.2 in chromosome III, putative. The transcript is spliced from 7 exons. Gene Ontology annotation, cellular component: cytoplasm; nucleus. Gene Ontology annotation, molecular function: protein serine/threonine kinase activity. NCBI's taxonomy places the organism in Eukaryota, Metazoa, Nematoda, Chromadorea, Rhabditida, Onchocercidae. Gene Ontology annotation, biological process: signal transduction; peptidyl-serine phosphorylation. The coding region runs from base 1 to 993 and encodes 330 amino acids. The record is from RefSeq and is a predicted model, not a curated record.
AUGUUUGAAGGUAUUGAUGAAACACCGAGCAAUGUUUGCGGUGUCAUUGGAAAUCGCUAUGUGAUUAUGGGACAUGUUGAUGAACCAGUAGAGAAGGCAUUUAUGUAUUUUCACAUACAUGACGAUUAUCCAAAGGGAGAAAAAGAAAAGCCAUUGUAUGCGAUGAUUGGACGGCAUGCCGAAUCGUACGGACCAAUCCAUAUGACCAUCAAAGUUUUAGAAACAGUUAAGGAUAGAAGUGCACACUUUCCAGAAAUUGUUCAACGUGGAAAAAUUGAAAAACUUUAUUUCGGAAGCGAAGGUGAACAAGAAGAAGAACACGACCCGGAACUUGGUGGUCGACCAUUUGUGAUCAUCAAAUAUGAUGCUACACCUGUGUCGGUGCUUUCUUUUUUAUCACCGCAGAGGACAGUACCAACUAUAUUGGCUUUAAUGAUCGGUCUUGGUUGUGUUCGUGCAUUAGCAUCACUGAAUCGUGCCGGUUUUGUACACCGUUUUGUAACGCCGUUUAAUUUUGCAAUUACAAAUCCAUUAACAAAGAAAAAUAUAUUGGAGAAGAUGAUUAUCACAGAUUUCAGUGCUGUUUUACCUUGGCCAUGCAAGCCACGCAUAUUUGUACCAUUUAUUGGAUCCUACCGGUACAGCUCUGUAAGAGCACAUUGGGGACGUGAACAAGGCCCUUCGGAUGAUAUUAUAUCAGUAAUUUAUAUGAUUGCUGAAAUGUUACAUGGAAAAUUACCAUGGCGAUCACUAAAUGAUGAUGAGGAUCGAAUUUGCUAUAUUAAAACAUAUUUUUACAAAACAAACGCUUUUAAAAAGUUGCCACGACAAUUAAGACAAAUUUAUCGAGAAAUGCUUUCAAAGACAGGUUCAGCGCCUGUUGACUUUAAAUCUGUCAUCGAACAAUUCAAAAAAGCAAUUGAUAGCAGAGAUCACAAUAAUAAGUUUCAAAUACCAGAAUGGCUUCUCUGCAAUGAAAGUAAUACUCAUUGA